Molecule: messenger RNA, 3685 nt
Organism: Lepisosteus oculatus (spotted gar)
Lineage: Eukaryota; Metazoa; Chordata; Actinopteri; Semionotiformes; Lepisosteidae
Source: RefSeq, a predicted model, not a curated record
AAUCACACAGCUACUCCAAGAGGCGGGACGAACACAUUGGACUUCCGGUAUUGCGUCAUUCCCUGACGCACAAUAUGAAUAUUCAGCACGAGGCGGGGGCGGCGAACGUCAUCUGCAGCGCGCCUGGAAUAUUCUACGCAUGCGCCUUGGGAAAAACGUGCAGCUGUAGUAGCAGAACAUUUUUUGCAAGUCACGAUGGGCCUGAGUAGUAGACGGCGAGACAAAUAUCAACAUUAGCCGACAUUAAAUAGGAAAGGAAAUACGUCUACGAGCGGAUAGCGAAUUCAAGGACUCGGUUUUGUAUCUUGCCAGAGCACGGACUGUCAGAAUCAACACACUGUGCGAGAAGAGCCCACGGACGGACCGGACCCGCGCUCCAGCACAGCCCUGCUGGUGACCGACCCGCUGCCUCGCCCUCGCUCGCUCGCUCGCUCCCGGACUGCGGACCAGGCGACCGUCCCUCGGACACUGACCACUCGCUGGCCAGCGGGGGAGAAAGAGGAAACGCCCAGCGCCUCUCUGCGGCUUCUCGCGCUUUCCUGUUCCCUCCGACGGCGUGUGGGCGGAGGGGGCGGGGAGAAGAAGUCAGAACUCCUGCCUCCUCUCCACCAGGUCUUCCCCCCCGUAUCCCCACCCGGGCUUCUUCCGGAAGAAGAGCAGAGGGGAGCGCCCAGCCACGGGGUCGUAGCGGCAAGCGGAUUCGGCCUCCUUUUUUUUUCCUCUCUUCCCCCCCCCCCCCCCCCCCCCCCCUUUUUUUUUUCUUCCCCCCUCCUCCAUCUUGUCCGGUUGCAAAGAAAUGCUUUACCUGAAAAAAUACUUCACGGAGGGCCUGAUCCAGUUCACCAUCUUGCUGAGCCUCAUCGGGGUGCGCGUGGAUGUGGACAGCUACCUGAGCUCCCAGCUGCCCCCGCUGCGGGAGAUCAUCCUGGGCCCCAGCUCGGCCUACACGCAGACCCAGUUCCACAACCUCAGGAACACUCUGGAUGGCUAUGGCAUCCACCCCAAGAGCAUCGACCUCGACGACUACUUCACCGCCCGCCGCCUGCUGAGCGAGGUCCGCGCUCUGGACCGCUUCCUGGUCCCCAGCACCGAGCUCAGCACCUGGCUGGUCCACCGCGACCCCGAGGGCGUGGGCAGCGCGGGGCAGUCCAGCCCGGGCAUCGCCCUGGACAAUGGCGGCGGGCUGGAGGACGUGGGGAACCCCGAGGGCUCGGCCAUGAGGGGCGAGGGCCCGCCGCCGGGGUCCGGCUACGGCCUGGCGGGGGCCGAGGAGAGCCUGGGCGCCGUGGCCCCCCAGGAAGGCGAGGAGGGCGAGGGGGGCGGGCGCGGCGAGGGGGACGGCGGGGACGACCUGACCAAAGAGGUACGCCGCCGCCCUGUCCGUAACGCGGAGCCCGUUGGCCGUUUUAAAAUGAGCGCAGCUCGCACCGACAACCAAGCACAGCAGCUGAGCACUGGAGGAGAGCCUGUGGGUGGAAAAAGGUCAAAGGGCAUUCUUGAGCUCAUCCGCAGGCAGCAGUUGGGGCAGAGUGGCCGGAGCCUGCCGGCCAAGCUGGGUUUCGUUUCGGCGCUGGCCUGGGGUCUCGGCGGGGUGCAGAUGGUUCGCAAGCCCCAGCACGAAUCACAGCUGCUGUUCGCUCUGACCUCUCAGGCCGUGGCCUGGCAGAUCGGCGCCCCCCAGCGGAGACCAGAGUCCUUCCUCUUGAAUGGGGAGCGGGCCGUGACGCCCCCUGGGCUGGGUGCCCAGGGCGGUGUUGGCGUUGGCCUCGCGGGGGGGCUCGGCGGCCGCACCCCGAGGCACGUGGCCCCAGGCGCCAAGGGAGGCGUUGCAGAGGAGAACAACGUGGGCUUUGGGAUGCUGUUCUGUGUUGGAUGCAGUGCCAUCCCUCUCCCCUGGCAGCUCAACGCCCAUGUCUCUGUGUCCUGUCCUCAGCUGCCGGGCCUUGGUGACCAGACCACACUGUCCCUGCAGGAGUGCCUCCGGCUGCUGGAGGCCACCUUCCCAUUUGGAGACGAGGCUGAGUUCCCAGGCUCGGUGACCCCUGAGGUGCAUGAAGUGGGCCCAUCCACCUCGCAGGGCCCACUGCUGUCCCCCCUCCUGCCCGAGACUGACGCCCCUCUGGACCUGGAGCAGCAGUGGCAGGACAUCAUGGCCAUCAUGGAGCUACAGGACAUGGAGGUGAACAGCGUGACCGAUUCUUCUUAUCUCAACGGAAACACCAGCUCCAGUGGCAACAGCAGUGGGAUGGACACCGGAUCUGUGGAGAGUUUUGGCCUCUCCAGCCCCACCCCCAUUCACCAGGACGUGAGUCUCCACCAGGCCUCCCUGCCAAGCUGCAGCCAGGACUUCCCGGCCUUCUUCAGCCCUGAUCUGGACAGCGGCUGCUCCCUGGAGGCCCCCGGCCAGCCAUCCGCCCUCCUGAGCCUCUCUUCCAGCAACUCCACUGACGUCAACUCCACCUUCGGUGCCACCAACCUCACAGGCAUCUUCCUCCCGCCAGCGCUCAAUGGCACGGGCAACAGCACCUUGGAGCCGGCCAUGCCGGACCCGCUGGGCGGUCUCCUGGAGGAGGCCAUGCUGGAUGAGAUAAGCCUUCUGGACCUGGCCAUGGAGGAGGGCUUCAGCCAAGCACAGGCCUCCCAGCUAGAGGAGGAACUGGACUCCGACUCCGGUCUGUCUCUGGACUCCAGCCACAGCCCAGUCUCCCCUAGCAGCUCCGAGACCUCCUCCUCUUCGUCCUCCUCCUCUGCCUCCGUCUCCUUCUCGGAGGAAGGGGCCGUGGGCUACAGCACUGACUCCGAGGCCGUCGCGGACCUGGAGGAGGGCGCCGUGGGAGGCUACCAGCCCGAAUACAGCAAGUUCUGCCGCAUGAGCUACCAAGACCCGGCCCUGUUCCACCAGCUGCCCCACCUGGAGCACGUCAGCCACAACCACACCUACAACUUGCCCCUGUCCUCCCAUGCCGAGAAGCCCCAGGCAGCGGGCGCGGGGAAGAAGCCGUCCCGGGAGAAGCCCCAGCACCAGCCGCCGCAGGACCUCCUGGACAAGCAGUCGAGCCGCGACGAGAGGCGGGCCCGCGCCAUGAAGAUCCCCUUCUCUAACGACAAGAUCAUCAACCUGCCCGUGGAGGAGUUCAACGAGCUGCUGGCCAAGCACCACCUGAGCGAGGCCCAGCUGGCCCUGGUCCGGGACAUCCGGCGCCGGGGCAAGAACAAGAUGGCGGCUCAGAACUGCCGCAAGCGCAAGCUGGACACCAUCCUGAACCUGGAGCACGGCGUGGAGGAGCUGCGCCGCGACAAGACGCGGCUGCUGAAGGAGAAGAUGGAGUUCGUGCGCUCCAUCCGCCAGAUGAAGCAGAAGGUGCACAGCCUGUACCAGGAGGUCUUCUCGAGCCUGCGGGACGAGCACGGCCGCCCCUACCCCGCCAGCGACUACGCGCUCCAGUACGGUAGCGACGGGAGCGUCCUGCUCAUCCCGCGCAGCCUGGCCGCCGAGCAGGCGCGCAAACAGGAGCGCAAGCACAAGGACAGGAAGAAGUGAGGAUGGCCGCCUGGGCUUUCUUUACCCCUUUUGUUUGCGAAAAUCGUUUUGUAGCGGCAGAAAGGAGGGGAAGUGAUUUUUUUUUUCUUUCGCAAGGAGAAAAAAGAAAAGGCGGGGGGGGGGGAGGGAGGAGAGAAAUGCUCU